CAAAGAUCGAAUCGACAUUUUCAAGAGGUGCAACUCUCGAGGGCAAGUAAGUUCCACAUUGUACAGCAUGGCAUUCCUCCCUCGCCCCAAGUUCCCUUUCUCUUCAACAACCCCCUCCUGGUUCGCAGGCCACAUGGCCCGCUCCUUGCGCGAGCUGCCACAGCUCUUGGACGACAUUCAUCUCGUCAUAGAGGCAAGAGACGCCAGACUGCCAUUGACGAGCAUCAAUACCGCCUUUGAUGGAGUGCUGUCAAAGUGGAUCAGUAGAGGAAAGUCAAAAGGGGUGGAGAGGGAGAGGCUUGUGGUGUACACCAAGAGAGAUCUGGCCGAGAAGCGGUUUGAAAGUCCUUUGACGAAAGCCUUCCAAGAACAUUCAAAGCAGAAAAUCAUGUUUGCCGAUACACGGUCAAAUCCAGAUGUCAAACAAGUCUUGUAUCAUGCCGUCGACUCUGCCCGUGCCAACGCCGAGUAUAUCCCCAUCUAUAACAUUCUCGUCCUUGGAAUGCCCAACGUCGGGAAAUCUUCCCUCCUCAACGCCCUUCGGCGAGUGGGCGUGAAGAAAGGAAAGGCGUUCAGAACAGGCGCCAUGGCGGGCGUGACAAGGAAAUUGACCGGGACGGUGAAAAUCUUUGAGGCGCCUGAUGUGUAUGUGUUUGACACGCCGGGAGUGAUGAUGCCCUAUCUUGGAAAAGGGGAGGAAGGGCAGGAGAAAGGUCUCAAGCUUGGUUUGACUGCCGGUAUCAAAGAAGACCUCUUUGAACUAGAUGGUAUGACCGACUAUCUCCUCUGGAAAAUGAACCGCCGCCUCGUAUCGCAGCCUCAACUACCCUCCUACCUCACUCAGCUGCCCCUUUCCCCUUCAACCCAGCCCACAGACGACUUGCGUAGCUUGCUCGCUGUGCUCUCAGACAGACUAGCGAUGAAGUCGAAAGGAGGCGAGCCUGAUUUCGAGAGCGUGAUGACUUGGAUCAUCAAAAGCUGGAGGGAGGGGAGGUUUGGAGAGUGGACAUUGGACGAGCUGUUGCCUUACGAUGCUGCCCCUUACCUGCUGGAAGGAAAGCAACCUCAGCCCUCGGUCGAGCUUCUCGAGUCACAGCGAUCACCAGAAAUCUCCCUAGACGCUCAAGUCUCUCAAACCGUCUCUUCUUACCUUGCCUCCGUCGCCCCUCGAUCUUCUGCCGACCCCAUGGCCGCCGUUUCAUCCUCGCAACAACGCAAGAUGGACAAGUCCCGGCGACUGCACGAGAAGGACGCCAAGCUGCGGGCCAAGGGUAUCAAUGUGAAGAAGAGGGAAGAGUGGCUACCUGGCGGUCUGGUUGGGGGCAAAAAGAGGGGUGUGGGAGUGAAGAGUAUGAUGGGGACUGCAGGAAGGGCGUUUAGAAGGAGAGGGUAGACCUUUUCUGAGUGAAUGGGUCAUCGGCUCUGGGCCGGUUUACCGAUUGCGUGGCAUAGGGACUUCCGGGCUCCGUGAAUGUCAUUUUGGGCUCUCAAGGCAUGUGCUCUGAGCUUCGUCAAUUGCCAUGACCAUGAUGACCAUGUAGAGUCAACAGGGAAAAUUGGGGCAUUCCCACAACAGGUGUCGUCACGACGGUGGAAUACAUACUACUCCAGAUGGAUGCACAUAGUACGGCCGAAUGACUCGUGGACC
Cryptococcus amylolentus CBS 6039 is the source of this 1648-nucleotide messenger RNA. RefSeq lists its product as hypothetical. The coding region runs from base 68 to 1393 and encodes 441 amino acids. Gene Ontology annotation, molecular function: GTP binding; GTPase activity. Lineage: Eukaryota; Fungi; Basidiomycota; Tremellomycetes; Tremellales; Cryptococcaceae. The record is from RefSeq and is a predicted model, not a curated record. The transcript has 4 exons. Gene Ontology annotation, cellular component: mitochondrion.